Clavispora lusitaniae ATCC 42720 is the source of this 2034-nucleotide messenger RNA. RefSeq names its product i-AAA protease (gene YME1). Gene Ontology annotation, molecular function: metalloendopeptidase activity; ATP hydrolysis activity; ATP-dependent peptidase activity. Gene Ontology annotation, biological process: mitochondrion organization; protein quality control for misfolded or incompletely synthesized proteins. The record is from RefSeq and is a predicted model, not a curated record. Lineage: Eukaryota; Fungi; Ascomycota; Pichiomycetes; Serinales; Metschnikowiaceae. Gene Ontology annotation, cellular component: mitochondrial inner membrane.
AUGCAAAGUUUGACCAGAAUCAUACCCCGGGCGCCAGCGCGGAUCCUCCGGCCGACAUACAUACGGCCCUUGGCUUUGGGCGUGUCCGCAUGGCAUGUGCGCCGAACCACGUAUAGGAACAUGUCCAGUUCUACCAUGUCGAUGCUUUCGGCGCUGGAACAGGCGGCCAACUCGGACAUUUCCAACGCUGAAGUGCAGGCGGAGUUUUACAAGCGGCUACUUGCCACCAACUACCCUCAGAUCGUCGUGCAGCGCUUUGAAACCCCCGGUAUCGCCUCCAAUCCGGAGUGUGCGCAACUUUACAUUGAGGCGUUGAACAAGGUGGGCAAAAGGGCCAAGGCAGAGCAAGUGACGCGUGAUUUGGCUGCUGGCACUAACGCUGCUGUGGCAGGAAACGCAGGUCACUCGCCAUUUUCCUACGGCAUGGGCUCGAGAACUGAACCUGUCCACGUGAUUGUGUCCGAGUCCGGACUCACUAUAUUGUCAAAGUGGCUCAAAUGGUUGAUCCCAGUGGCGCUUCUCACAUAUGGAGCAUCGAACGCCUUCAACUACUUGGUCGAAAACGGCACCAUCUUCCGCAACUCGGAAGUUGUCGACAAGUCUGUCGAUGUUUCCCAAUCCACAGUACGGUUCAAAGAUGUCUGUGGCUGUGAUGAGGCUAGAGCAGAGUUGGAGGAGAUUGUUGACUUCUUGAAGGAUCCUUCCAAGUUCACCGGCUUGGGUGGAAAGUUGCCCAAAGGUGUAUUGUUAACCGGUCCCCCAGGUACAGGUAAGACGUUAUUGGCACGUGCGACAGCAGGAGAAGCUGGUGUUCCCUUCUUCUUCAUGUCUGGUUCGGAAUUUGACGAGCUUUAUGUUGGUGUGGGUGCCAAGCGUAUCCGUGAGUUAUUCGGCCAGGCGCGUGAAAAGGCGCCAGCCAUCAUUUUCAUCGAUGAGUUGGAUGCCAUCGGAGGAAAACGUAACCCAAAGGACCAGGCAUAUGCUAAGCAAACUUUGAAUCAAUUGUUGGUUGAGUUGGACGGCUUUUCGCAGACUGAAGGUAUAAUCAUCAUUGGAGCAACCAACUUUCCAGAAUCCUUGGAUAAGGCCUUGACCAGACCUGGCCGUUUCGACAAGGAAGUCAUUGUGGAGUUGCCUGAUGUUAGAGGUCGUGUUGAUAUUUUGAAGCAUCACAUGCAAAACGUCGAAACUGCCGAAAAUGUCGAUCCUACCAUUAUUGCAAGAGGAACACCAGGAUUAUCUGGUGCAGAGUUGAUGAAUUUGGUGAAUCAAGCGGCCGUGCAUGCAUCUCAGCUUUCAGCACCUGCCGUUGAUAUGAGUCACUUUGAAUGGGCCAAGGACAAGAUUUUGAUGGGCGCCGCAAAGAAGAAGAUGGUGAUUACAGAAGAGGCAAGAAAAAACACAGCUUAUCAUGAGGCUGGACAUGCCAUCAUGGCUAUGUACUCUCCAGCUGCAACUCCCUUAUAUAAGGCCACGAUCUUGCCUAGAGGAAGGGCAUUGGGUGUAACAUUCCAAUUACCUGAAAUGGACAAGGUCGAUAUGACCAAGAAAGAAUGCUUCUCGCGCCUUGACGUUUGUAUGGGCGGUAAAGUAGCUGAGGAGAUGAUCCAUGGCCCAGAAAAUGUCACCAGUGGAUGUUCCUCUGACUUGGCGAAUGCUACAGGCAUGGCACGGGCCAUGGUGGCAUCCUAUGGUAUGAGUGAUGUUAUUGGGCCAGUGAGAAUGAGCGAUGACUGGGAAUCGUGGUCUCCUAAAAUCAGAGAUUUGGCUGAUAACGAGGUGCGGAGCUUCUUGGUGGAAUCCGAAUCUAGAACACGCAAAAUGCUCGCUGCAAAGAAAACAGAGUUGAAAAGACUCGCCGAAGGCUUAUUGGAAUACGAAACUUUGACGAAAGAGGAGAUGGAGAAAAUCGUCAAGGGAGAACCAAUCAACAAACCAAAGACCAUCAGCAACACCGUCAUUAAGUCUUCUGGGAGUGGCCGAUUAGAGGUUAUAAAUGAACCUACUCAGCCUGUGCCUCUUGCCGAAGCAUGA